GUGGAGACCACUUUGAAAUUUCUCACGAUUGAUUCAUAUUUCUCACUGAGGACGAUUUCUUAAUAACCUAAAUUCAAGCAAGAUAAUCUUUCGACAGAAUUCCUUCACAAUUCAACUGCGACAUACCACAACGGUCCAGAAAAACCAUCCUUUCUUUAUCAUACUACAAAGCAUCACCGACUUAAUAUCUACCACAACAUAAAGCACUUCUAGUACAACCACAAGCCGCCGUUGAUCUGACGCGAUCUGUUACUACGUUUAUCACGAUUUCUUGCCAAUUCUUUUCGCUGGCAAAGGUAAAAUUUCUCACCCAGAGUGAGAACAAGCCUUAUCAUUACACCUGAAGAUAAACUAUCACCAAAGUAGCCAAUAUGGACAUUUCAGUCAACCGAGUUCAUGUCUUGGUCCAUCAGUUCCGCGACAAGGUCCGAGGAAUGGCUACACUACAGCGCCGUAUCUACUGCGAUAUGGACGUAUUCAUUGACGAAGGAGGUGACGUCAGAAGCAAGUUCGAGGAAACCCGACAGGGAUAUCUGAAUCUCCUAGGUCUCUCGGUUGCGGAGCUACGUCAAAUCAUGAGCACCUCCGAGUUAGCUAUUCCAACCACAGACUUCGACGUUGAGGAUAUCAUGAAGAGGGUCAGACCUGUUACGGAAAGAUACCUCCGCAGACUUGUCAAUGGUGGUGUGAUCACCGAGAACGACAUGGAAUGCAUUCUUGUCGGAGGAUAUAGCUAUGUCGAGGACUUCUUCCAUGACAUGGACAACAACGUAGGGAUGUUCGGCCUGAAAGAGAGCAUCGCUUCAUCUGAAGAUGUUUCAGGUCAAGGAUCAGAUGUCGCCCAAUCAGAUGGAUACGACGAAAACGGGUUCUUCGUGGUGGAUGAACUAAAUGCCAACAAGGAAGCCAACGAGACAAGCAACUCGACAACGGUACAGCCCGAAGCUAGCACCAUUACUCCCCCCGUCGUCCUGCUACCUCCUAGCGAGCCAUUCUCUUGGGCUGAAGAUGUCGAGCAGGAGCUUGAAUCGAUGGAGCCUGUCAAGGCAUUAGAUCGAGAUUCACUCGCAGUCGCGCCGUUGCCCACGGAGGAGGAGCGUUCGCCGGUGGACGCGUCAUUCCCCUCGGACUCAUCAGACACAAGUUCGGACGUAAGCUCCGACUUCGAUUUCGACAUCUCCCUGCCGGAACUCAUCGACAGCAGCUUGACCGAACCCCAGAGCAUCGAUCCCGAGUCGGAGAAGAAGGAUGACGCCGAACCGGCAGCAGAGGAGUCAGAUUCCAAGAUGCCCCCCCUCGACAUGUCAGAGAAGACCGAACAGCCCAUUAAGGCUGAUUUCCCGACCUAUCGCUCGCUUAGCAAACAGACGGACGGCGACGAGAUUCUGGACGAGUGGUUGGAGGAACAGGAGAUGUGGUUCUGGCAAUACGAGGCUCUCUUCCUCAUGACGCUGGCCGCCCAGCGCUACAAGCGAACCUUCGAGGAAGCUCGAGGCGCGUACAAGGCAGACCCCUUCAACGACGAUUAAGAACGAAGACAAUUAGACGGUCACUUUGCAUAGCAAGCCGGAGUCAAAUCAUUGAUGUUAGCAAUUCGCUUCUCCUGUAUCUAUUGUUAGCAUCUGUAAAUAUGGGAAGUGUGGAAAAACUCUAGAAUGGUUGGGGUAUAUCCAUUUAGCAUACGGUUGCGUUAGAGGGCUUCAUACACUUGCUCGAUAGUCAUUAUAAUCAAGACAAA
Molecule: messenger RNA, 1738 nt
Organism: Annulohypoxylon truncatum
Lineage: Eukaryota; Fungi; Ascomycota; Sordariomycetes; Xylariales; Hypoxylaceae
Exons: 3
Coding region: 372-1529 (385 amino acids)
Source: RefSeq, a predicted model, not a curated record